Messenger RNA from Xiphophorus maculatus (southern platyfish), 2584 nucleotides. Its product is annotated as adhesion G protein-coupled receptor F5-like. The coding region runs from base 242 to 2269 and encodes 675 amino acids. Gene Ontology annotation, cellular component: membrane. Gene Ontology annotation, biological process: G protein-coupled receptor signaling pathway; cell surface receptor signaling pathway. Gene Ontology annotation, molecular function: G protein-coupled receptor activity. Lineage: Eukaryota; Metazoa; Chordata; Actinopteri; Cyprinodontiformes; Poeciliidae. The record is from RefSeq and is a predicted model, not a curated record. The transcript is spliced from 10 exons.
AUCCACCAUCAUUUCCUGAUUGGCUCCAUAACACAGACAAAGUUGCUGUUUAACACUGGGAAUAUUUUGUUGUCCAGCUACGGCAAGUCGGAGGAUUUAUGUUCUUUUCUUGAAUGCAACAGUGAUACCCAGGAAAGAGAAGAAGAUGAGCGACCCAACGAUGAAGAUGAUCUGAAGGCAGCUGUCAAAGCGAACCACAGGCUGACCUCCUCCAAGCCACGGAGCAUUGAUGCAGUAAUUCAUGCAGCAGGAGAACCGACUGAGUACUGAGUGCAGAGAAAUAUUGACAAUGUGGACCAGAGCGUCUGUGUUUCUAAUUGGAGCUGUCUACUUGUGGCAGAUUAUUUCAAAAGUGGAAAGCACCGAUAUUGGACAACUACUCCAGAUGUUUGACAGCAACGUUGUCUACACGUCCAUCUAUACAUGUGAAGAAGCAGAUGAUAUUACAUGUACAGAGCCUCCAUAUGGAAUCGGAUUAGUAGGUUACAAAGUGUGGGCACCCUGUGGCGUGGGCAUGGUGGGAAAUAUGACAGCAGUUUGUAUGGAAAAUGGAAAAUAUGAACGAAAAGAGGACAACUGUGUCCUCGCACCCAUUCAGGAGAUGCUCGAUAAAUCUAAGACACUAAAUGACUCAACAUUGCCAAAUUUCUUGGAGGAACUCAGAAACGUGACUGUCAACAACACUGGGAUUGUUUCUGUUUCUCCAGCCACGAUCAAUUCGAUUGUUACGAUCCUUAACAAUGUGGCUAGCAAAUCAACAUUGUUAACUUUGCCGCUAACUAAAAAAUCAACAACGUAUAUCCUGGAAACGGCUGGCGUUCUCACGUCCAUUGAAUCAAAGGGGUCAUGGGACACGCUCAAUAACAAAGACAAAGAAAACCAAAACAACGGCUCCACAAUACAAAGCACCAGCUCUGCCUUGCUGAAUCUUUUUGAGUCAGUAUCCAACAAUCUUGUCAAUGAAUCCUUCACCAUUGAGACAAGUUUCAUUCAACUGAAUAAAGCGAUGUUCGAAAACCAUUUUCGUCAUGAUUUUAACUUCUCAGUGGAAAUAGACAUACCAGCGGAGGCCAGUGGAGGAAGUCAAUUCAUUACCACAAUUGUAUUUGCGUCCAUGGAUAACGUUCUCCCUCCAAGAAAUGAAGACAACUCCUCAUCCAUUGUUAUCAACGGAAAGGUUGUUCUUGCUACGACAGCAGCCAAAAUCAGAAAUAUAUCAAUAACAUCAGGAAUUCUGAAUGACACCCUGGGAAACCCAAAGUGUGUUUUUUGGAAUUUCACACUCUUUGAUGGUCUUGGAGGAUGGAGCGACUCAGGCUGCUCUCUGCUGUCCCACAAUAGUGAAACCAUCAGCUGCAGCUGCAACCACCUCACCUCCUUCUCCAUGCUGAUGUCCCCUGAGAUUAUUGAGGACGAAAACAUGAAUGACAUAACAAUAAUUGGAGUUGGCAUAUCCAUGGCUUCUUUGGUCAUAUGUCUUAUCACAGAAGCUCUCACUUGGAAAAAAAUAAGUACCAACACCACCUCCUUCCUGCGUCACGUUUCCAUCAUCAACAUAGCCGUUUCUCUCCUGAUCGCAGACAUCUGGUUCAUCAUCGGAGCGUACUUUAGAGACGAUAGUAAGAAGGAACACCCUGCGCUGUGUGCAGUUGUGACCUUCUUCAUCCACCUCUUCUACCUCGCCAUGUUCUUCUGGAUGUUGGCCUCAGGCCUGCUGCUGCUCUACCGCACCGUCUUCGUCUUCGAGGGCGGAUUGUCCAAGACGUCCAUGCUGGUUAUUGGAUUUGUUCUGGGAUAUGCUGCUCCGCUGGUCAUCGCCGUAACAACCAUGGCAGUGACUGUCCCGUCACAUAAAUACAUCAGACAAAACCAUGGCUGUUGGUUGAACUGGGAGGACUCCAAAGCUCUGUUGGCCUUUGUGGCUCCUGCACUUGUGAUUGUGGCGAUAAACUUCCUCAUCCUGCUAGUAGUGAUUUAUAAAAUGUUGAGGAGAAGAGAAGUAAGGAAUACAGGCCAAGGCAAAGAGCAGCAUGUUUUGGUGGUGAUUGCCAGGAGUCUGGCUGUGCUCACACCGUUUUUCGGACUGACUUGGAGUUUGGGAAUCGGAACCAUAAUUGCCCCCAAAAACAGGGAGAUAAAUUUUGCUUUUACCCUGUGCAAUUCACUGCAGGGUUGUUUCAUUUGGGUGUUUGGAACACUGCUGGACAAAAAGGUGCGGUCAGAAACUAUAAAAUCACUGACUUCAGCUGAUAAGUCCACCGCUGGUUGAUGAAGUAACUGCCUGAAGAGUUCCUAUAAUGAAGAGGGCAGAACGUUGGUUUUAGCCUGUUAUUCUUUGUCCUACAUUCAUUUUCUUGCAUUUUGUUUAUCAUUGUUGCUAUGGGAAUGUACAGUAAUACCUAAGCCCUACAUAUGAAUAUAAAGCCUUUUCAAUCUCUUUUUUUACAAAGUUCUGUUUUUUAUCUUGAUUGAAAAACCCAAAUGAUGAUUUAUGCAACUAUUGUAACUCGUCACCAGCUCUAAACAACCCCAGCAUCUUCAAAACAACAAGGAAAUUAGGCAAAAAAGUUUUCACGGUUGAGGU